AUGGAACGACGCACACAUAAUCGACGGAGUUGUGGCAUUGCCCAAGAUGACUGCACCCUUUUUGAUUUGCAUUUGCACGGGGAGCACGCUCAACCAGAAAUCGAGCGACAGGUGCGCCUCUGUGUCCGCCAAGGUGGCAGAAGACAGCGACGAGAACUCGUCCUUGGCGUCUGUACGCGCCAACGCCUCGACAAUGUUUGUGUAGGCCUGGGUUCUGUUGUAGACGAAAACCUCGAGGCCAUCCACAUAGAGCUGAAGACUGGUCGACAAGCGUUUGUUCUGCUCCGGAGACAUGCCGCUGCUUUCGUCCGGCGAGUCUUCUUGAGCAAAGAGAUAAGCAGGGAGUCUCGGAAGGCGCACCAACCAGUAGCGCCAUGUGAGAUGCAUGCGGAUGAUGGAGAUGGUAUUAUCUUGGGUGAUGAUAACGACAUUGCGGGCAGCAAUACGUCCGCCAAGCGGCGACACACGGAACGACCCAAUGGAUAUUCGGACCUUGUGCUUGCGCCACACCCAAAGUCGUAG
This is a messenger RNA of Clavispora lusitaniae ATCC 42720, 522 nucleotides long. The record is from RefSeq and is a predicted model, not a curated record. NCBI's taxonomy places the organism in Eukaryota, Fungi, Ascomycota, Pichiomycetes, Serinales, Metschnikowiaceae.